This is a messenger RNA of Polychytrium aggregatum, 1062 nucleotides long. Its product is annotated as carbonate dehydratase. Bases 144 to 953 code for a protein of 269 amino acids. Lineage: Eukaryota; Fungi; Chytridiomycota; Chytridiomycetes; Polychytriales. Gene Ontology annotation, molecular function: zinc ion binding; carbonate dehydratase activity. The record is from RefSeq and is a predicted model, not a curated record. The transcript is spliced from 4 exons.
CCAGUCAGCUCGAGAAAAAACUUAAUGGCACGGCCAUUGCGAGCCGCGGCCUUCAUAAAUGGGCGAUCCCCAUCCCGGUCCAGACCAUCCAACAUCAACUGUUCAACAUCGACUGCUCUCGCGUGCCUCUUCCCACCUCAACAAUGAAGUUCCUGGCCACUACUCUCGUCGGACUCGCUGCCACUGCCUCUCUCGCUAGCUCUGCUCCGAUUCAGGAGUCUGGGCUGCAGGCCCGUUCUCCGGUCAACUGCCUGGCGGAUGUCAUCGCCCACCAGUACUUGCACAAGCGAAGCGGCACCUGGAGCUACGAGGGCAAGACUGGCUCGGCCCACUGGGGCGAGCUCGAUCCCUCCUUUGCGACUUGCAGCGCCGGAAAGAACCAGUCGCCCAUCAAUCUUGAGGACGAGCAGCUGUAUGACCAGAGCCGACCGUCCUUUGGUUGGGCCAGCUCGGUCCAGAAGGCUAGCUUUGUCAACAACGGCCACACUAUCCAGGUGAACAUCCCUGCCGGAUCGACCAUCAAGCUUGCCAGCAACCAGACCUACCAGCUGAAGCAAUUCCACUUCCACUCACCCUCGGAGCACCACAAGCACGAAAAGUACUACCCGCUCGAGGUUCACUUUGUCCAUGCCACUUCGGACCUCCCUCCUAAGCUUGCUGUUGUCGGCGUCUUCUUUGAGCUCGGCAGCCAGCCCAACGCCUUCCUGGAUCAGCUCGUCCGCUACAUCCCCAAGCAGGCGAACGGCAACAACACCAUCCCCUCGCUUCGGCUCGACUUGAUGAAGAACCGCAUCGAGUACGACCACUAUUGGACCUACUCGGGCUCGCUGACGACCCCGCCUUGCACCGAAGGAGUUGCAUGGAACGUCAUGGAUCAGCCGCUCUCGAUCACUCCGGCCCAGCUCAAGGCCUUUACCGAUGCCAUGCCCUACAACGCUCGUUCCACGAUGUAAACGGGGAGGGGCGAGCAGGGUCAAGUGAGAUAGGACACCAUGAAUGCAUGUCGGUCCUUGUCUAUGACUAUUGUUGAAUACUUAUUGCGGCGACGCGAUCGUCUGCCAG